AUGGUGGACAGCUGUUGUCCUGGAAACGCCAAUGCCAUUCCAGCUGUGCCCACCAUCUCCGUAUGCUCAAAUGGUGGCAGCUUCAGAAAUAGUAUCUGUUUGCCUAGUUCCUGUCACAGCAGAACGUGGCAACGGGUUACAUGCCAAGAAAACUGUCAGUCAUGCUGCAGUGCCCCAAGUGGCUGUGAACCUGCUUCUUGCCAACCUACCUGCCUUCCAGUAACUUCUUGUGUGGGUUUUGUUUGCCAACCCAUUUGCUCCUGCAUGGCCUGCUAUGAAUCUGGCACUGGUCAGUCUCCUUGUCUGGUUAGCUCAUGCCAGCCCUCUUGCUCGGAAUCCAUCGGUGGUCAGGCAAAGUGCUGUGAAGCCAGCUCCUGCCAACAAAGCUCCUGCCAGCAACCUGUCUACACAUCUGGAUCGUGCCAGGUAGCUUGUGGCCAAUCAGCCUGCUGUGAUGCUAGGUCCUGCCAGCCAUCCUGCUCUGAGGUAACUUCCUGUCCUGAAACAUCUUGCCCACCGACUGCCUGUGUGGCUCGUCUGUGCCAGCCAACUUGCUGCCAAGCAGGUUCAUGCCAAGCCAUUAGUGGUGAAGAUCGGCCCUGCAAGUCAACUUAUUACCAACCGAUCCGCUACAUUUUCAAGCGUUGCCGAUCAGUUCCCUGCCAGCUGUCUACUUGUGUGUUCAGUUCUUGCAAUCCUACUUGCUGUGUGUCCUUCCCUUGCCAGACACUUCACUACAAACCAGUUCCUUCCAUAUCCUUCAUCUGCCAGCCAGGGGCUAACGGCCAGCCCCCUUGAUCGGUAAAGGACCCUUACAAACUAGCUUCCUGUGACACCAUGCUUUCUGGCCAACCAAAUUGUGGUGAACCCUCUUCCUUCAAUCAGAGUGGCCAAUCCCCUUCCUGCCAACCAGCUUGCUGUGUGACAGGUUUUGGCAAAUCAUCCAGUGGUGGCUCCAAUUGCUUCUCACCAACUGCCCCAAGUCUCCGCAAAGCCAGCACCUGCUUGCUGACUUCCUGCCACCCCAGCUAUGAGUCCAGCAGAAGUAAGGCAACAUUUCAUUGA
Eubalaena glacialis (North Atlantic right whale) is the source of this 1065-nucleotide messenger RNA. It is a transcript of the gene KRTAP29-1, whose product is annotated as keratin associated like protein 29-1. NCBI's taxonomy places the organism in Eukaryota, Metazoa, Chordata, Mammalia, Artiodactyla, Balaenidae. Gene Ontology annotation, cellular component: keratin filament. The record is from RefSeq and is a predicted model, not a curated record. Gene Ontology annotation, molecular function: structural molecule activity.